AUGGCUGACGAAGACGUCCAAGCCCUCGUGGUCGACAACGGCUCGGGCAUGUGCAAAGCCGGAUUCGCCGGGGACGACGCGCCCCGCGCCGUGUUUCCCUCGAUCGUCGGCCGCCCCAAACACUUGGGCAUCAUGGUCGGCAUGGACCAAAAGGACGCGUACGUGGGCGACGAGGCGCAGUCGAAACGCGGCGUGCUCACGCUCAAGUACCCGAUCGAGCACGGCAUUGUGACGAACUGGGACGACAUGGAGAAGAUUUGGCACCACACGUUCUACAACGAGCUCCGUGUCGCCCCGGAAGAGCACCCGGUCCUUCUCACUGAAGCGCCGCUCAACCCCAAAGCCAAUCGCGAACGCAUGACGCAAAUCAUGUUUGAAACGUUCAAUGUCCCGGCCAUGUACGUCAACAUCCAAGCCGUCCUGUCGCUGUACGCUUCUGGACGCACGACAGGGUGCGUCCUCGACUCGGGCGACGGCGUGUCGCACACUGUACCCAUUUACGAAGGCUACGCGCUGCCGCACGCGAUUGUGCGGUUGGAUCUCGCUGGUCGGGACUUGACCGACUACAUGAUGAAGAUCUUGACGGAGCGCGGGUACUCGUUCACGACCACGGCCGAGCGCGAAAUCGUGCGCGACAUCAAGGAGAAGCUCACGUACAUUGCUCUGGACUUUGACCAGGAGAUGAAGACGGCGGCCGAGUCGUCGGGACUCGAGAAGAGCUACGAGUUGCCGGACGGUAACGUGAUUGUCAUUGGCAACGAGCGGUUCCGUACGCCGGAAGUGCUGUUCCAGCCGUCGCUCAUUGGCAAGGAAGCUGCCGGUAUUCACGACUGCACGUUCCAGACCAUCAUGAAGUGUGACGUGGAUAUCCGUAAGGAUUUGUACUGCAACAUUGUGCUCUCGGGCGGUACCACCAUGUACCCGGGCAUUGGCGAGCGCAUGACGAAGGAGCUGACGGCUCUGGCGCCGUCGACCAUGAAGAUUAAGGUCGUUGCUCCGCCUGAGCGCAAGUACUCGGUGUGGAUUGGUGGCUCGAUCCUCUCGUCGCUCUCGACGUUCCAGCAAAUGUGGAUCUCCAAGGCCGAGUACGACGAGUCGGGUCCGUCGAUUGUCCACCGCAAGUGCUUUUAA
Messenger RNA from Peronospora matthiolae, 1131 nucleotides. NCBI's taxonomy places the organism in Eukaryota, Oomycota, Peronosporomycetes, Peronosporales, Peronosporaceae. The record is from the annotation of a GenBank genome assembly.